AUGGCCGUCAUCGCUGCAGAUCCGUCGAACCUCGUCGCCGUAGGGCCGAACCGCCCCAGCUCCGAGAAUACAAGGCGCGGCUUCCGCGUCCCCACCCCAGCGUCGUCUUCAGCGGCGAGCGGACGAGGCACCGCCCCCGCGUCCUCGAUCUCCCCGGUUGACUCCAUCACCAAUCCGGCGUCCACACGUCCUCAUUCAGUCCACACCAAGGCCGGGUGCAGUGGAUGGGACAAUAACAGGAAACUGCCAUUACUAUGA
This is a messenger RNA of Miscanthus lutarioriparius, 258 nucleotides long. NCBI's taxonomy places the organism in Eukaryota, Viridiplantae, Streptophyta, Magnoliopsida, Poales, Poaceae. The record is from the annotation of a GenBank genome assembly.